Messenger RNA from Hypomesus transpacificus, 2534 nucleotides. It is a transcript of the gene shha, whose product is annotated as sonic hedgehog signaling molecule a. The transcript has 3 exons. Gene Ontology annotation, biological process: multicellular organism development; cell fate specification; cell-cell signaling. Bases 328 to 1578 code for a protein of 416 amino acids. NCBI's taxonomy places the organism in Eukaryota, Metazoa, Chordata, Actinopteri, Osmeriformes, Osmeridae. The record is from RefSeq and is a predicted model, not a curated record. Gene Ontology annotation, molecular function: calcium ion binding; patched binding.
UGCCAUAGAUCGCUGCUAUAAUACAUAGCAGUAAAAGCCGUCUGCUCGCACAAGCUGCUGUGGCUCGACUACGUAGAUAUUCUGUGGCUAAUUUUCUCACUUUUUAUCCACGUAACCGCGACCCUCCUUCGAUGUGUCCCGUUAUCAUUUCGCAGAAGCGUUCAUUUCCGCACCUGCCACGGUAGUGCUCGGGCGGCACUGUACAAACGAACUAGAGGAGGAGGCAAGGACAUUGUGGAAGCGUCGGAGCAAUAGCAGGGAGAGCUAUAGAAACGGCCGCCGGUUGAUAACGCAGAGGCUCCGAGUGAUUUAGAUCAAAUUGGCGAAAUGCUGCUGACAAAAAUCGUUGUGGGUUUCAUCUGCUUGUCCUUGGUGUCCUCUGUGAUGGGCUGUGGACCAGGCAGAGGCUACGGGAGGAGAAGACAUCCGAAGAAGCUUUUACCUCUGACGUACAAGCAGUAUAUCCCAAACGUCGCGGAGAAGACCCUAGGGGCAAGUGGCAGAUACGAAGGCAAGAUCACACGGAACUCCGAGCGAUUUAAAGAACUGACUCCAAAUUACAAUACCGACAUUAUAUUCAAGGAUGAAGAGAACACAGGUGCCGACAGGCUUAUGACUCAGAGAUGUAAAGACAAGCUGAACUCGCUGGCCAUCUCCGUCAUGAACCAGUGGCCCGGGAUAAAGCUGCGCGUGACAGAGGGUUGGGAUGAGGACGGACACCAUUCCAUGGAGUCGCUCCACUACGAGGGAAGGGCAGUGGAUAUCACCACGUCUGACAGAGACAAGAGCAAAUACGGCACGCUCUCCAGACUUGCGGUGGAAGCCGGAUUCGACUGGGUCCACUACGAGUCCAAAGCCCAUAUUCACUGUUCCGUCAAAGCAGAAAACUCUGUUGCUGCUAAAUCGGGAGGCUGCUUUCCAGGUUCUGCAUCAGUUACCCUUCAAGAUGGAAGUAGGAAGUCUGUUAAAGAUCUCAAAGUUGGCGACAAAGUGCUGGCCGCCAACACGGAGGGGGAGCUCGUUUACACCGAUUUCAUCAUGUUCAUAGACCAAGAUUCGACAACCAGAAGAAUGUUUUACGUGAUAGAGACUAAAGAAGCGACCCAGAAAAUCACCCUCACUGCUGCGCAUCUCCUCUUUGUUGUUAGCAACUCAACGACUGACCUGCACACGAUGUCAGCAGUAUUUGCUAGCAAAGUCAAACCUGGGCAGAAGUUGGUGGUAUUCGAUGAUUUACAUAACCAACUCAAGUCUGUGACAGUGGAACGGAUUUACAUGGAAGAGUACGAAGGGUCAUUUGCUCCAGUUACUGUACAAGGAACCGUCGUGGUGGACCAAGUGCUUGCGUCGUGUUACGCAGUAAUUGAAGACCACAACUUGGCGCACUGGGCCCUUGCGCCAGUUCGGUUCAGCUACUGGCUUUCUUCUUUGCUUUUCGCUAAAGACUACACCGAGCCCAACGCCACCGUGCACAAGGACGGAGUGCACUGGUAUUCCAAGAUUCUAUAUCAAUUAGGAACGUGGCUCUUGGACAGUCACUCGAUCCAUCCACUUGGGAUGUCAAUAAUCUCCAGUUGAAACUUCAUAGCCUAUGGCAAGAGCAAACUGAGACUAAUGUAGGACAAUAAACAAUACUAGAAUAAAAAGACAAAGGCCCCAGCGGAGUUGGGAUAUUUAUUUCAGUGACUUUUACAUGGUGUGUCCCUUUCAAAGAAUGAAUGGAGCCUUAAACGUUUUCUUUUAAUAAUUUAUUCUCAUUUGAACUCGCUGGUACCACACAAAUGGAUUCUAAAACGGUGUGACCAGCAAAUUGCGCAGAAUCUAUUUUUGUAUAUCUCAAGUAAACUGCAAAGAGAAAGAAGAACAUAGAAAGAAUUAAACUUUCUUGACAGGUUGUAAUGUUCUGUGCAUAUAUGUGCAACUGACUGUUAUAUUUUGGGGAGAACAAACUUCGUGGGGGUCCAUAAAUUAUAUUUUUUAUACACAGAAUUGUAAAUUAGAUUUUGACAGAUCGUUACCGAAUCACAUUUCGUUAUUUGAAAUAGUGUAAGAUACGAGAAUAUAUUUUAAUUUAAAUACAGUAGUUGGGAAAGUAUUGGAAAUCGUGUACUGCUUUGUUUAUUAAGAAUUAUAUAAUUUUGAAGACAUUUCAUUUAUGUUGUCAGAGUGGGACAGAUAUUCUGCCUCAUGUCUGCUCCCUCUGCUUGUGUUUAUUUUUUCUAUUUUUCUUUGAGAAAAUAUGAAAUGCACAUUCUGACAAUUCAGUAACAUUAUAAGUAGUACAGAACAAACGUUUUGUUGAAUAAAUUAAUAAGUAACUCCUGUAAAUUUACUAAAAUGUAUUUUUCUUUUCAUAUUUUGUAAUAGGGAAAUAGUUUUAUAGAAAUUACAUGCGGCAGAUGCACAGUUUGGAUAGUGUAUAACAGCGUGACCAUACCAGUUACCUUUCAUAACGGCGAUGUGUCAAAAAUGUCUAGAGUUUAUUAUUUAUAUGUUUAUUACAAAAUGAGAUAAAGAAAACGUUCAAAACUGCA